AUGAACAUUAAUAGCUUCUUGAAUGAUGCUGCAAACUUGCCAACCAAUGCAGUUGUUGAAAACAUGGCUGAAGCUGCCUAUAAUUUCAGCAAUACUGUUUUGGGGCCCAAAAAGAUUAAAAAAAAUCCUUUUAAUCUUUAUACUAAGGAGAUGGAGAACAAGAGAAAACUUGACAGGGAAAACUACAGACGCGAGGAAAUCAUUGAUUUGUACAACUCGAUGGGUCCUUUAGAAAAGGCAGAUAUUACGAGAUGGCAAAAGAAGAUUCCGCUACUCUUCACCAGGAAUCUUCUGUCUCUGAUGUCAAUCUGUAUUGAGGAAUAUGGCGCUCUGAAGAGUUUCUUGGAAGCAAUAGGAAACGUCAAAAGACGCCCAAUGCGAGAAAUACAACUCGCAACCAUUGCUGCCAACGACUUCAAGAAUAAGAUGAACAAAUGUUUGAUAAGCUUGUUCAAUAAGAAACCGGGGAAACAAGAAAAUCUUUCUCUUGGAAAGCAAUUGAAAACAAAAAAGGCACCAUCAGAGCCAUUGGAUGGCCAGAAAAGAUGCCUUUUGUGCCACUCAGUCUUAUGA
Phycomyces blakesleeanus NRRL 1555(-) is the source of this 573-nucleotide messenger RNA. RefSeq lists its product as hypothetical. The transcript is spliced from 6 exons. Bases 1 to 573 code for a protein of 190 amino acids. The record is from RefSeq and is a predicted model, not a curated record. Lineage: Eukaryota; Fungi; Mucoromycota; Mucoromycetes; Mucorales; Phycomycetaceae.